Molecule: messenger RNA, 3160 nt
Organism: Paramisgurnus dabryanus
Lineage: Eukaryota; Metazoa; Chordata; Actinopteri; Cypriniformes; Cobitidae
Gene: dusp23a
Product: dual specificity phosphatase 23a
Biological process (GO): protein dephosphorylation
Source: RefSeq, a predicted model, not a curated record
ACUGUAGAUUGAUAGACAGACAGACAUACAGAUAACUAGAUAAAUAGCCAGACAGAUACAUAGAUAUACAGACAGACAGACAUACCGUUUUUUUAUUCUUCUCUCUCAACUUUAAAACGUCUAUUUUUAUAUUUAUAUAUUCUAUUAUGUUAUCCUUAGCAAGGAAUUCAUUUCCUAGUAAAUAAUAAUUCCAGUAGGUACAUUUAUAAAUAGAGGUAUUUAUAAAUCUGUAUUAAUUGAUUAAGUUAUAUUUUAAACGAUGUUUACCGGAUUCUGACUCCCUGCGUGUGAUUGGUUGAUAAGCUAUAAGGAGGGCGUUAUCUGAUGACGCACUGGCACUAACCCCGCCCCCACCAGAACUAAACAUAGUAGUAAGCCACGGAAUCCAAGGUUCAUGUUUCAACACCAGCAUCGUGUAUUUUCCACUGUACGCCUUCACCAUGGUAUUUUCUUCUCAUACAUCAGGUAAUUGUGUAAGACCUUGACAGUCACACAACACGCCUCGUUUCAUUCUCCCGGACAGUCGCUAUAUAUUUAAGCACAGCUCGUGACUUAAAUACAGCACAACAUGCCAGGAGUCACGCCGAAAAACUUAUCUUGGGUCGAGCCAAAGAAACUCGCCGCGCUGGCUCUGCCUUCAGAACCGGGUCAUUAUAAGUACCUGGUGGAGAAUGGCAUCACACACCUUGUAUGCUUGUGCGAAUCCAAACCUCCGAACUAUGACACCUGUCCGGAACUCACCCUGCAUCACAUCAACAUCGUGGAUUUCACACCACCCACUCCGAGCCAGAUACAGCGAUUCCUAGGCAUCGUGGAGGAAGCCAAUGGCAAAGGACAGAGUGUUGCGGUUCACUGUAUGCACGGUCAUGGCAGGACUGGGACCAUGCUGGCCUGCUAUCUGGUGAAAACCAGGAACAUUUCCGGUCUGGAAGCCAUCAAAGAAGUCCGGCGACUUCGACCGGGGUCGAUUGAGACAGAAGAGCAAGAGAAAGCAGUGAUAGAGUUUCAACAACACAUUCAAGAUAGUUUCUGUGUGAACAACAUUAACACUCCACCCACAUUUAAAUCUAUAUAAUCAUGUCUGCUGUUGUUAGUAGUAAUCUAUGUGGUGAGUCACACACUCAGUAAGCCUGCUAGUAUGAGUUAUUAAGAAUACACAAAACUAUAAUCUAUAUAACAAACCUGCAUUGUGUAGCCUGACAACUCUUUAUGUAUAGCCUAUGGACUGGGUGUGUUUGUUUAUCCACAAAACAUGAAUCGGUUCACCUAGGAAACUUAAAAGGGUUGAUUCUGCUUUGUCAGUUGUACUUAAAAAAACAAAACAACUUGGGUACCAAAAUGAUCUUUACAUAAUUACUGGUGCUAGUAUUUUGCAUUUAAUGUGAUGGGUCUAUUCAUUUAUUUAAAAGUAUAAUAAUGUAAUUCAUAGAUGAUAUCUCUGUAUGGUAGUGUUUUAAAGUCAUUAUAUAUUUAUGCAUAUGCUUUUAUAUAAAGUGACUUACACUAUUGUGCAAAAGUCUUAGGCCACUAUGCCAGGAUUAGAUUUGUUGUUUUUGCAACGUUAUAGUGAUCAUAUAUAAUUGUUUCUCAGUCUCUUUAAUAGAAUACAUCCAGAAAAUACAGGAAAUGUGUAUAUAGUAUUAAAAACUGUAUAAAAAUGUAAACUGAUGUGUCAAGUUUUUAGGGUAAACUCCCUUUCCACUUGAGCAAUAGCAGGAAACAGCAGGAUCUCUUAAACCGAAAUAAAAUUAAAUCCUAAUUUCUAAUUUUAAAGAAAUUAGUCAUUUUAAUUCAUUCUGCUUAAAUGCUUCCAAAUCAAUAAGAUAUUUAAUAGUGUUUAAUGUUCGUUUUUCUGUUUACAUCAAAAUGCAUAAAAUAAAAAUACGCUCCAAAAGCAGUUGCAUGCAAAGCAUGCUGGGAAAUACAGAUCCACGGCCCAGUUAGUAAUAGCAACAAUAAUCAUUCAUGUUGUCCCAACAUAAAAUGAUUAAGUGGACUGAACUUGAUAAAAUGAGAGAUAAAAACGGUAUUCUUUUUCCAAAACUCAGACUAAUUGUGUUAACGCAAUUAAAAAGAAAUCAAUAAAUUAUAGUACAAAUUCAUUUUGUGUUAGACUAAUUUAAUUGCUCUUAAUGAGCUAUUUUAAAUUAAUUGAACACAAUUUUUAUGUGUCAUUCCUAAGAAGGGCUUGAAUCAUUUUUUUUUUUUACAUAUUUCCUGUAUUUUCUGUUUGUAUCUUUAUAAAAUAGAUUGAAAAAUAAAUAUGGAUGGACAUUUAAAAUUCUAAAACAACGAGUCUGGUGGUGGGGGUCUAAGACUUUUGCACAGUACUGUACAGUGCAUCACAAGUUAUACAUUUUUUUAUGUUUGUUCCCCGUGUUAAAUCCAUGACCUGUUGUGCAAUGCUUUACCACUGAGCUAUAAAAGAGCAUACAGUAUUUUACCUCUUAAAACAAUGCAAUAUUCAUGAUUAAAUUCAUAUUUGUAAAAAUGUAAAGGCAUUUAAGGAAAAUUGCAUUAGUGUUUAGAUUUGUGCAUUUGGCAACACUUAUCCAAAGCGACUAGCAAUGCAUCACAAGGUAGCCUAUACAUUUUAAAUCAGUAUGUGUGAACCCAUGACCUUUUGCACUGCUUUAUUACUGAGCUCUAUACAGGAGCAAACAUUUACUUGCCAUUUUGUGUAUCUAUAAAACUACACUGCAAAAAAUGACUUUCUUACUUUGUAUUUUUGUCUUGUUUUCAGUAAAUAUAUCUAAAAAGUCUUAAAUUAAGAUGCUUUUUUGAUGAGCAAAACAACCCAAGAAAAUAAGUAAAAAAAAAUCUUUCUUGGAUUUAGUGUUUAAGAAAAAUGUUCAAGAUUUUUUGCAUACCCCAUUGGCAGAUUUUUUUUGCUUGUUUUAUGCACAAAAUCACUUUAAUUUGAUAUUUUUGAUCUAAAAACUAGACUUAUUUUCUUGGAUCGUUUUGCGCAUCAAGAAAAGGCAUCUUAAUUUAAGAAUUUUUAGAUAUUUUUAUUGAAAACUAGACAAAAAUACUAAGAAUUUUUUUCUUGAAAAUAUUUUUUUUUUUUUUGCAGUGUAUUGAUAGCAAUAAACACUAUUCAGCACACACCCUUUAAAUUAGAGAUUAUAAAGAUUUUUUCCAUUUUAUCAUAUUGUAC